Molecule: messenger RNA, 1299 nt
Organism: Morchella importuna
Lineage: Eukaryota; Fungi; Ascomycota; Pezizomycetes; Pezizales; Morchellaceae
Exons: 3
Coding region: 1-1299 (432 amino acids)
Biological process (GO): mitochondrial respiratory chain complex IV assembly
Cellular component (GO): extrinsic component of mitochondrial inner membrane
Source: RefSeq, a predicted model, not a curated record
AUGUUUGGAGGUAAAAAGGAUGUUCAGACCCCACCCCUCCCCUCGGAAUUGGCCUCUACAAGCGACCAUCCGGUAUACGAACAUACAGAUGGCUCACGUAUCCUUCUUAAGCCGAAUAAUCUCUUUCACUCUAUGGACAAGUCGCCGUCUCCUUCGAUGCGUGAACGUGCAGCUGCAAUUAAGCGUACCGCAUAUUGCCCGCACCCUGAUCAUGCUAGCUCUCCACAGCAUGUGAAGUUCACUUGCUCUGACUGUGGUGUUCCCACUUACUGCUCAGAAGACCAUUGGGCUGCGGACUACGAAAACCAUAUUCUAAUCUGUGAUGCUCUGAGGGAAGCGAAUGAGGACGAUCAUGAUCUUCGCUCUGGCAGGUUCUUUCCCGAGUUUGAAUACCCGGGUGAGCAGAUGGAUGAAGCCCUCAUUAACUUCACAAACUGGGAUACAUUCCUCUAUACUCGCGACUUCAGAGCUGUCAAUGAUCCAAGAUCCCUUCGCCAGGUUACUAGGCUUCUAACAUACCCUAUUACAAUCGCAAGUUUCUUGCACGAACUUAGCCCCUACAACCUCCGCCACAGACUGACUAUUGAGGGCUUGAAGAGUGUAAGCGCUCUCCGCUACACCCUUCAUCCCCCCAAAACUGGUGGUGGAAAAGACAUGAAAGGGAUUCGAAUAACUCCACCACCUGUCCGAAUUUUCAUGCUCGGUGCCCGUGCCGAGUCCUCUCUUCCCAGAGAAGUCUGGCAUCAACUUACCCACAUGUUCCCUAUAUCUACCUUUCAUCUUGUUUUCAUUGGCCCUGAAUCGCUCGACGGUCGAUCCUCAGAACUCCCGGUCCCUGAUCGUACCGACUCCAAUCCAUUUGGGGCGAUCGUUGAACGUGUAUCCCAUAACAUGAAGAUCAGCACAUUUGUUGAGCACUACCAUACUCUUCACGCUACGGGAACCUUUGCGCCAUUUGACCCUUACUUUGAUUGCUUUGUACUUUUCCACCCGGGAUUGGGACAUCCUGGAAGUGCAGCCGAGUGGGAGAACACUUUACCGAAAUUGCUGGAGACUAAAUGCCCAGUUCUUGUAACAGGAUAUACAGAGAAUGAUAUGGAAAGGGAUGUGAAUUGGAUCAAUGAUAAGUGCAAAGGAGAGUUCGAUAUGCUGUUAGAGCCAGGGGAGAACCGGUUCAAGAGUUUGAGGUGGGAUAUUAAUGAUGCGGAUCCAACGGAUUUGAGCCAGGGUAACUGGGGCGUAUGGAGCUUUAGAGGAAAGAGAUACGAGGCUACUAGAAAGGAUGUAGAGGAAGUGUAG